Meloidogyne enterolobii is the source of this 2106-nucleotide messenger RNA. Lineage: Eukaryota; Metazoa; Nematoda; Chromadorea; Rhabditida; Meloidogynidae. The record is from the annotation of a GenBank genome assembly.
UUUUAUAUGGGGAUCCUGAUGUUUUUCUUAAUUUACGGGAUUGGUUCUUUAAAUCUUGUUCCUCGGGAGAGUCUGAAAGAUUCGCACAUGCGUUGCCCUGCCAACACGGUUUUGCCUACUCCUAGUCUCGAGCUUUAACUAAAUAAUCCUAAUUUGUUUGCAUUAAAUAAUGUACCCAUUUGCCUACUUUGUAAUUUUCUUAUAGAUUAAUUUUUUUCUUUAUAAUUUGUUUAAUCUAUUUAAUUUAACAAAUUUUUUGUUUUUCAGUUUUUUGAUUAGAAAAUGGCAAAUUUACCCGUUUCUUCUUUAAUCCGUCAAGGAGGACCAUUUGGCACAGAAGAUGGAAUCGAAAGUGGGAAACGAAAAUCUAAGGAUGAGUACAGAAAACAAAAAGAUUUGGAAGAACAACGAAAAGCUGGCACAGCCCCUGCAAUGGUUGACACAGAAACUGGACGUGAUAUUAAUCCACACAUUCCUGAAUUUAUUGAAAAAGCACCUUGGUAUAUACCACAUAGUGGUCCUACUUUAAAGCAUCAACGUCCUCAACCUGAUCGUCAAAAAGAAUAUAAUCUGAUUUCGGAGUGGUAUCCUAAAGGAACAACUGAUCGUGUUGCUUUCAAAUACCGGGAAGGUGCCUGUGAAAAUUGUGGAGGAAUGGGUCAUCGUAAAAAAGAUUGUUUUGAGAAGCCGCGUGUUGUCGGUGCCAAAUGGUCCAACACAAACAUCGCCCCAGACGAUCACACUCUCCCUAAACUUUCUUUGGAUUGGGAUGCUAAACGAGACCGAUGGAACGGUUAUAAUGCUGACGAUUAUAAAUUUGUUGUCCAAGAAUAUGAAAAAAUGGAUGAGACCCGAAAACUUAUUAGAGCAGAGCAAUUAAAAGGAACUGAGGAAGAAAAAAAUUUAGAACAAGAUGAGGACAUCUACGCGGAAGAUGCUUCCGCACCAGGACAAUCAGUUGAUAUGGAUUCGAGGACGCGUAUUACAGUUCGAAAUUUAAGAAUUCGCGAAGAUACUGCGAAGUAUUUGCACAAUUUGGAUACAAAUGGGCCUUUUUAUGAUCCAAAAAGUCGAUCUAUGAGAGAGAAUCCGUUUAAGGACAUGCCAGGAAAAGAACAAGAAGCAGCUCAAUAUGCUGGUGAAAAUUUUAUGCGUUAUACAGGCGAAGUUGCAGAAGCAAAUGAAGCACAAGUUUUUGCAUGGCAAGCGCGUUGUAAAGGAAUUGACAUUCAUUCACUUGCUGAACCUACACGAUUGGAAUCGCUUAAAAGAGAAUUUGAGCAACAAAAAGAACAAAAUAAAUCUAGUGUGCAAAAUGAAUUGUUGGAAAAAUAUGGAGGAGAAGAGCAUCUUAGCGCCCCAUCAAAAGAACUGCUUCUUGCACAAUCAGAAAAUUAUGUUGAAUAUAAUCGUAAAGGAAAAGUGAUUAAAGGGGAUGAAGGCCCUGCAGUAAAAAGCAAAUAUGAGGAGGAUGCUUUAAUAAAUAAUCACACUUCUGUUUGGGGUUCUUAUUGGCGUGAUGGUCGUUGGGGUUAUCGUUGUUGUCAUCAAUUUUUGCGUAAUUCUUAUUGUCUUGGUGAGCAAGGAAUUUUGGUUGAACAAGCAGAAUUGGGGCCUUCUGGGGCAGCUAAAUUUCCUUCAAUUGAACAACAAAAAUCAACAAAAACUUUACAGCCUUCUGAUGCAAUGCAAAAUGCAAUUAAAAAUGUUUUUGAAGGAAAUGAAGGAAGUUCUAGUCAAGUGAAUAAAAAUGAAAAGGAAGAUUCUCCAGAUGUUAAAAGUGUUGCUAAUUCAAAUUCUGACAAUGAGGAGGAAUCUGAAGACGAUGAAAAUGCUGAAGAUGAUAUUGAACUUGAUGAAGAAGAAUUACGUCUUUAUGAAGAACAAUUGGAAAAUGAGAAAAAGAAAAAAUUGCGUGAUGAAAAACGUCGGGAAACAAAACGAAAAAAGCGAAAAAAUAAAAAAGAAAAGGCAAAACAACGAAAAGAUGGUGGAGAAAAACGUAAGAGACGUAGAAAGAGCAGUUCUUCCUCUUCUAGUAGUAAUUCUGAUGAAGAAAAUGGGGAUUCUACGUCUGAUGGUAAUGAUAAGUUUUGCUUAAAAUAA